AUGAGUAAUGAGAUUGCGCAGCCAACGGAGCAAGACCUUCGCCGCUCAGCUUCAGUAGAGGGUGGGAAAGGAUCGAAGCCGCCUGCGCUGGAUACCUCGAGUUUCACCAAUACGCCUCAUCCUCCCAGCUCGUCAACUCAAACCACAUCGACUGCACAAAACACUGCCAGCACUGACGGAUCCGAGACUCCAGUUCUAUCAGGGUCACAGAACGAGAAGGACUAUCUUCGGGUAGCUGACGAGGCCCCAGAGGUCCCCAAGAAGAACCGCGGCCUUCUUCACGUCCCAUCCAGAUCCUCUUCGCACAAGAUACAGCCAUCUCCAACGUCAACAGGACUAAGUGGAGCAACUGCAAGUGACCCCAGAGAGAGCAUCGGUGGGAGAUCGAAGGAGUCUAAGUCAAGCAUUUUGGGUCGGAGGCGGAAUGGGAGUGCUACAAGCAGCAAGAUGUCGGUAACACAACAAGGCCCCUCCACGGGACCAGCAGGAAGCACAAUUCCAGCAACUGCGGGCGCCAAAACAUCUCAGAAGCCUCAUAAGAAGGGGUUCUUAUCAUUCUUGUGCUGUGGGGUUCCGGAUAGUGCGAAUACGUCCGACCCGAAUGAUGCAGCGGUACCUGCGAACAAGAUUUCGAAAGUGCCUUCUGGACGACCAACAACCGCGAGUAGACCAGAGCAAGGAUCGACGAACAAUGUUAAUGCUCCGGCGCCACCUCAAAGCGAAAAGGAGGCUCUUAGACAAGCCGAGCCAGAAAGAGAGAAGAACGAGGCUCCGAGCUUGGACCUGGGUCGGACUUUGCAAUCAGGAGCAGUUGUCAAUGGCGAUGCGAAUCGACUAUCAGGGGAUGCACGUGAUCAACCAUUACCUGCUUUGCCACAGGAAGCUGAAAUAACUGCUCCUCAAGCUGGACAGCCGAGUCCUUCGGUCGUAGUACAAGCGCCGGCAAGAGCCCCAUCGACGAGGGCUUCUUCAUCUGCGCAAGUCCCAUCACAGGAGGCGAAAGAUGCAGAGGGGGAUGUGAAAAUGGUAGAUUCGGACCCUGUACCAACAGAAAAAGUUGAACCCGCUGCUCCCGUUACUCGACAAACCGAGACUGCCAGACCCGUUCUGCCACCGCCACCAUCAUCCCCUCCUCCUGGGCCCAGCGAAGAUGUUACCUCACCAGAGCCUGCGGACCAGGGGCAAAAAUGGCUACUGCCACCGAUCGCACCAAGAUUCCAGGGGAAGAAGUGUCUUGUUCUCGAUCUAGAUGAGACUUUGGUCCACAGUAGUUUUAAGAUUUUACACCAAGCAGAUUUCACAAUCCCUGUUGAAAUUGAGGGUCAAUAUCACAAUGUUUAUGUGAUCAAGCGGCCUGGUGUGGACCAGUUCAUGAAGCGAGUUGGCGAACUUUACGAGGUUGUCGUUUUCACAGCUUCUGUGUCGAAGUACGGUGAUCCUCUUCUGGAUCAAUUAGAUAUCCACCACGUCGUUCACCACCGCCUCUUCCGUGAAAGUUGUUACAACCACCAAGGAAAUUACGUUAAAGACCUUUCCCAGGUUGGACGAGAUCUCCGAGAAACCAUCAUCAUCGACAAUUCUCCAACAUCCUACAUCUUCCACCCUCAACACGCCGUACCGAUCAGUAGUUGGUUCUCUGAUGCGCAUGACAACGAGCUUCUCGACCUGAUUCCGGUUCUCGAAGACUUAGCGGGCUCGCAGGUGCGCGAUGUCAGCUUAGUCCUUGAUGUCGCCCUCUGA
Hyaloscypha bicolor E is the source of this 1740-nucleotide messenger RNA. RefSeq names its product plasma membrane phosphatase required for sodium stress response. The record is from RefSeq and is a predicted model, not a curated record. Gene Ontology annotation, cellular component: plasma membrane. Gene Ontology annotation, molecular function: phosphoprotein phosphatase activity. The transcript is spliced from 4 exons. NCBI's taxonomy places the organism in Eukaryota, Fungi, Ascomycota, Leotiomycetes, Helotiales, Hyaloscyphaceae. The coding region runs from base 1 to 1740 and encodes 579 amino acids.